Molecule: messenger RNA, 1122 nt
Organism: Blumeria graminis f. sp. triticale
Lineage: Eukaryota; Fungi; Ascomycota; Leotiomycetes; Helotiales; Erysiphaceae
Source: the annotation of a GenBank genome assembly
AUGACAAUGCCUCUAACCGUAGAAAGAGUCGCAAGAUGCAUGGCAGAAGCAAUUCCGACCAAUGCUAAAGACGAUAAGACCUACAAUAUCACUAGUCCAUAUCAAUCAAUCGCCCUCUUCUCCCACGCAUGUAUUGUUGCUUCUGGUCUCCGUCUGAUUGGUUUAAGUGAAGGUCAAGUAACGAAGGAAGAUUGUAACCACAUAGCUCCUCGCCUCCCGGCGGAAUGGAGCACCUCUUUAAACUAUUUCACAUUUAUGUACAUCAAUCAACAAUCCUCCUCAAAGUAUGUUGUUAAGGUUGAUCAAUUAGGAGAAAAAGCUGAGAUUAGAGCUAUAAAACUUGGAGAGAAUCAAAUUAUCAGACUUGAAGUCGCAGUAAGGGAUUACAUAUCUUCAGCUGCACUACCUCUACGACUCACAAUGACAGUGACGGGAGAUGAAGAUCGGUCCAAUCUGGAUGAAAAUUUUGAAAAAGUCUUCUUUUCUCGCACAAAGCUAAAAGAACUUAUGUCUCUGAUUUAUGACUCAAUUGUUGUAAAUCUAGUCACAAAUGCAACCAAUGUUAACUGUGACUUACCAAUUAGUUCAUUGAAAUCAACAAAUAAUGACGACAUAGAAAAUAUUACCCCUCAUCGCAAACUAUCUCAGACUUCAGAGAAAAUACAACCUCAUAAUACUCCUAUCUCUAUUCCGACACAAACAUGUUCCUCUCAAGAUUUCACUGCUUCAACAUCUAGAGUCUACCCCCCGGGCGGCGACUUUCCACCUCCUGGCUUUGAUGAUGAGUAUGAUAUGAUGCGCCUCCCACAACCUCGACCUCAUAUUUAUGGGGAAGUGCCGUUCAAUAUUGGCCAUGAUGACCUUAACCCUCCCAGCUUAGGUCCACAUGAUCCCCUUAGAGGCAGCUUCGUCGGGGGUGGUAUUGGUGGAGGUACGAGAGGUAUGCAUCCCACCUUUGAUGAUCCGCUAUUUGGAGGUGUGGAACAAAACAAUAGUAGAGGCCAAAGAGCUGUAGUUCCGCCAGGAGCAAGAUAUUAUCCCACUGGACCCGGUGAUCUGCCUUCCAACAGAGGGGGACCACCAAAUCCCUUCCAAGGAUUUGGUGGGGGAGGUUUUAUAUAG